ACCCGCGCCCUCCAAUCGGCAGCUUCCCAGACUCUCGCGCUCAACUAUUCGGCGCGAGUGUGCUGGGUUUACGACCCUGCUGUGCCGCGCGCCCCCUGGAGCGAGGGGGGUAGGGCUCGCGCUACGAUCCCCGCCAGGAUCUGGUGGGGGUCUCCCUUUCCCCGCUCCGAGAUCCCAGCCCCUCCGCAUCUCCCCCGGCCGGGGUCCGCCCCAUGGCGCUGAUGGCUGGCGUGAUCCGGCGGCUAGACGAGGUCGUGGUGAACCGCAUCGCGGCCGGCGAGGUCAUCCAGAGGCCGGCCAACGCCAUCAAGGAAAUGCUGGAGAACUGUUUGGAUGCCAAAUCUACCAGCAUCCAGGUGAUUGUUAAGGAGGGAGGGCUGAAACUCAUUCAAAUCCAAGAUAAUGGGUGUGGAAUCAGGAAAGAAGAUUUGGAUAUUGUGUGUGAGAGAUUCACUACAAGCAAAUUGCAAAAAUUUGAAGAUCUGGCUAGUAUUUCUACAUAUGGGUUUAGGGGAGAGGCAUUGGCUAGCAUAAGUCAUGUUGCCCAUGUUACUGUCACAACUAAAACUGCUGAUGCAAAGUGUGCAUACAGAGCAAGCUAUUGUGAUGGAAAACUGAAAGCGCCUCCCAAACCUUGUGCUGGAAACCAGGGGACUCAGAUCACGGUUGAGGAUCUUUUUUACAACGUAACUACAAGGAGGAAAGCCUUAAAAAAUCCAAGUGAAGAGUAUGCAAAAAUAUUAGAAGUCGUUAGCAGGUAUGCCAUCCACAACUCAGGCAUCAGUUUUUCAGUUAAAAAGCAAGGUGAUACGGUGGCUGAUGUUAGAACUCUAUCAAAUGCCACAACAGUGGACAAUAUUAGGUCCAUUUUUGGAAAUGCUGUUAGUAGAGAACUGAUAGAAGUGGGCUGUGAAGAUGGAAAGCUGGCCUUUAAAAUGAAAGGCUACAUAACGAAUGCAAACUACUCAGUGAAGAAAUGCAUGUUUUUACUCUUCAUAAAUCAUCGACUGGUGGAGUCAGCUGCUUUGCGGAAAGCUAUAGAAACUGUAUAUGCUGCUUAUUUGCCGAAAAGUACACAUCCAUUCCUGUACUUAAGCCUGGAAAUAGCCCCUCAGAAUGUAGAUGUAAAUGUGCAUCCUACAAAGCAUGAAGUCCAUUUUCUUCAUGAAGACAGUAUCCUAGAGUGUGUGCAGCAACAUAUAGAGAGCAAAUUACUGGGCUCUAACUCUUCAAGGAUGUACUUCACCCAGACUUUGAUCCCAGGAGUUGAAUGCUCUUCCACUGAGGUGGUUAAAUCAGUAGCAAGCUCCUCUUUCACAGCUAAAGGAACAGGUGAUAAAGUCUAUGCCCACCAGAUGGUCCGCACAGAUUCCCGAGACCAGAAGCUGGAUGCUUUCCUUCAGCCUAUAAACAAACCUUUGAGUACAGGGCAUACAGCGCUGACCCUAGAUGGUGGUACAGGAGUUUCUGAUGGCAGAUCCAGACAGCAGGAUACUGAAAUGGAAGAUCUCAGUGACUUUGAUGCAGUGGUUGCUGCACAGGGGGAUUCAGUGAUGACACCAGAGGGGCAGAAGGAAAGUGGAAGACUGACUCCUGAAACAGUCCCUACUAGAAAGAGACAGUGGACAGGCUCUGAUGUGGAAAUGGAAGAAGAUGAUACUAGAAAGGGAAUGACUGCUGCCUGUACCCCUAAGAGAAGGAUUAUUAACCUAACCAGUGUAUUGACUCUGCAAGAGGAAAUUAGUAGCCAAGCACAUGCAAGUCUUCAGGAGAUGCUACGUGAUCACUCGUUUGUUGGUUGUGUUAGUCCACAGUGGGCCCUGGCACAAUACCAGACAAAGCUGUAUCUUCUCAAUACCACACAACUCAGCCAAGAACUCUUCUACCAGAUUCUUCUUUAUGACUUUGCAAAUUUUGGAGUUCUGAGGUUGUCAGAGCCAGCUCCGCUGUAUGAUCUAGCUAUGCUAGCCUUGGAGAACCCUGAAAGUGGUUGGACAGAAGAUGAUGGCCCAAAGGAAGGACUUGCUGAAUACAUUGUUGAGUUUUUAAAAAAGAAGACUGAAAUGCUGAAAGACUAUUUCUCUCUUGAAAUUGAUGAGGAUGGAAACCUUACUGGAUUACCACUCCUGAUAGACAACUAUGUUCCACCAUUGGAGGGACUACCUAUGUUUAUCCUUCGCUUAGCCACAGAGGUAAACUGGGAUGAAGAAAAAGAAUGUUUUGAAAGCCUCAGUAAAGAAUGUGCCAUGUUUUACUCCAUUAGAAAGCAGUAUAUUAUGGAGGAAUCUGACUUGACUAGCCAGCAGACUGAAGAGCUUGGAUCUGGUUCAUCAUCAUGGAAAUGGACUGUGGAACAUAUUAUUUACAAAGCUUUUAGGACUCACCUUUUGCCUCCUAAACACUUCACAGAAGAUGGCAACAUUUUGCAGCUUGCUAAUCUGCCAGACCUUUAUAAAGUUUUUGAGAGGUGUUGAAUAUUUCAGCUGGAUGAACUCCCUGGUGUAUCCCAUUGUUACAUACCAGGGGGAUAAAGCCGGAUGACCAUAAUGGAAGAAAGGAGUGUGUCAUAUUGCCUUUCAGCAAAGAGUAUUUCAGAAAUAAAACUCUCUAUAUUCAACUACUGUAGCUCUUUGCUGUAGUAUUUCACUGUAAGUAACAAGAGAGACUUUGCUAUAGUUAAACGUUCCAGCCAUGUUGAAAGCUUCCCUUUCACGCAGAAUGCAGCAGAUUUCCUGAUAAACAGCCGUGAAGAUCUGUAGGCUAGAGCCUUUAGAAAAAAAAUUAAGUGGCUGUUUACAUUAUCAAAAUUAAGCUCACAGCUCUAAAAGUUAAACCUACUUUUUAUCUGUACUUAAAACUCAAUUAAAGUUUUGAAAUAGCAAGUGUAAGAUCAGGAAUGUUUACUAGACCACCUUACAGAAUGUUGCAGGUAACAAAGUGAUCAGCUUGGUUUAAAUGUCUAAACAAAGUAUAGCUCCUGAAACAGCUUUAAGAUUGUAUAUAAAAAAACCACUCAUUUCUGGCCAGUACAGUGUCCAUUUAAUGAACUCCUCAGACAUUUCCUCACCCCUCCUUCCACCCUAAAGUUUCAUUCCACACUUAAACAGCAGUUGCUAUACAAACCUCUUCCUUG
Chelonoidis abingdonii (Abingdon island giant tortoise) is the source of this 3133-nucleotide messenger RNA. It is a transcript of the gene MLH1, whose product is annotated as mutL homolog 1. Gene Ontology annotation, biological process: mismatch repair; somatic hypermutation of immunoglobulin genes. Gene Ontology annotation, molecular function: ATP hydrolysis activity; ATP-dependent DNA damage sensor activity; mismatched DNA binding. The record is from RefSeq and is a predicted model, not a curated record. Gene Ontology annotation, cellular component: MutLalpha complex. Lineage: Eukaryota; Metazoa; Chordata; Testudines; Testudinidae.